Budorcas taxicolor (takin) is the source of this 976-nucleotide messenger RNA. RefSeq names its product glycosylphosphatidylinositol anchored high density lipoprotein binding protein 1 (gene GPIHBP1). Gene Ontology annotation, molecular function: acetylcholine receptor inhibitor activity. The record is from RefSeq and is a predicted model, not a curated record. The transcript has 4 exons. Bases 344 to 862 code for a protein of 172 amino acids. NCBI's taxonomy places the organism in Eukaryota, Metazoa, Chordata, Mammalia, Artiodactyla, Bovidae.
CCUGGACCUGGUCUCAGGGUCGAGACAAGGGGUGGGGGCUGGCCAGCCUGCACUGCAGGGCUGAGGCCGCAGGGCCAGGGCAGAACUGCUCAGGUGGACAGGAUGCCCCACCGGCCACCACAGUGACUUCUCCUCCCCCACCACUGGAGCCAGGGAGGGAAAUGACUAUCCCUGGCUCGGUGCCUGGCCUGGGGGCCAGCGUGAGGCCCAUUGUUUGAGGCUGGAGCUGGCGGCCCGGGGCCUUGGGAAGCCCCCGGCAAGGCCCUUUGUCCCACUUCCCACAGAUUCAGAGCCCCAGCGAGGCCCUGGUGAGCAGACGCGGCAGAGGUGGCAGCCCCGCAGGAUGAAGGCGCUAGCGGCUGUCCUGCUGGCCCUGCUGUGGUGCAGGCAGCAAGGAAGAGGGCAGGCGCACGAGGACGAGGACGACGAUCCGGACGCUGGGCGCGAAGGCUACGAUGAUGAGGAGGAUGAGGAGGAAGAGGAGGCCGGCGCCCCUGUGGGCAGCAGGGGCUCAGGGCCACAGUGCUACACGUGCCAGUCCCUGCACAAGGGGGAGAGCUGCGAGCAGGUGCAGAGCUGCGUGCUCCCCAGGACGUGCAAAGCCAUCGUCUCCUCCUGGAACGCUGAGUCAGGUCCCCAGACCACCUACUCGGGGUGGUGUGCAGACACAUGUCAAGCCAUCAGCAGGACGGUGGAAGGAUCCCUGACGACCAUAUCCUGUUGCCAGUCCAGCCUGUGCAACACCCCACCCUGGCAAGAUCCCCAGGGGAGGGGGGCAGGUGGCCCCCGGGGGAGCCCUGCGACUGUGGCCGCCACCGUCCUGCUCAGCCUCCUGGCCGGCCUUCAGGCCAUGGGGCUCUGAGUGGGGCGGUCCCUCCUCGCGCCCAGCAUGGCUUGCACCCUGGUUGGCCAGCACUCUGUCUGCUGUCUCCUGUCCCCUCCCCCAGACCAUGGAGAAUAAACUGGAAGCACCCGU